Messenger RNA from Adineta steineri, 672 nucleotides. NCBI's taxonomy places the organism in Eukaryota, Metazoa, Rotifera, Eurotatoria, Adinetida, Adinetidae. The record is from the annotation of a GenBank genome assembly.
AUGAAUCCAUCCUAUACGCAAAAUCCUAGUGCAGGUUACAAUGCUGAACCAUCACUGAAUUUUUCGACUUUACAGGCAGUUAAUUAUAACAACGUUGGUGAACAAAACUGGAAACAUUUUUUAACAAAAACUCCUGCAAAUGUUACAAAAAAACUAAAUAUUUUGGCUGUUUUCUGUAUUAUCAUUGGUAUUGUUAAUGUUGCAAUAGAAUUUCGACUUUUACACGAUAAUAUAUUUAGUUUUAUUAUUGGCUUUGUCAAUGGAUUUUUUUUAAUAUCAUUUGGCAUUCUAACUUUUAUUUUAGCUUGUCAACAAGUUUAUGUUUUAUCAAAUCUAUUUGUUGUAGCAUAUUUUCAAAUGCUUUUUACAAUUGCUACAUUUAUUGUGUACUGUAUCAUUUUCUUUGGUAUAUACGGUCAUGGAUCUCGUUGUUCCUAUCCUUCUACAUGCCUUGAAAAUGAAGUACAAAUCGCAUUAAUAGUCGACUUAAUUAGUAAUUUUUUUACAUUCUGGUUACUAAUUACGAUUUUAACUGUUAUCACAAGUGCACGUCGACCACAGAUGACCUCAACAAUGCCAAGUUAUGUUGCAUAUGUUCCACAAACACAACCAAUGCACACUUCAUUUCAUAAUCCAUAUGCAAUGGCAAUGAAUCCAUCAAGUACAGCUUAA